Messenger RNA from Ramularia collo-cygni, 1122 nucleotides. RefSeq names its product related to mitochondrial carrier protein. Gene Ontology annotation, biological process: pyrimidine nucleotide import into mitochondrion. Bases 1 to 1122 code for a protein of 373 amino acids. Gene Ontology annotation, molecular function: pyrimidine nucleotide transmembrane transporter activity. Gene Ontology annotation, cellular component: mitochondrion. The transcript has a single exon. The record is from RefSeq and is a predicted model, not a curated record. NCBI's taxonomy places the organism in Eukaryota, Fungi, Ascomycota, Dothideomycetes, Mycosphaerellales, Mycosphaerellaceae.
AUGGUAUCAGAACCGCCAUCUUCCGCCAACAGUGCGAUCAUCACAACCAACAACAAUGAAAUUUCGACAACCUCCCCUACUCCCGCUCCAAUGGAGGCGCCCUUGAAGGAACGUCGUCCUUGGACACAUUUUGUAGCGGGUGGUACGGGCGGAAUGACAGCAGCAACGCUGACUUCUCCGCUUGAUGUCCUCAAGACGCGCCUUCAGUCCACAUUCUAUCAAGCGUCAUUGGCCGCCUCCCGAUCCGCAAAAGGCAUUCCUCCUCCACAUGAGCUUCCGCUGGCUCGCGCCGCUCUUCUACACAUACGGGAAACAGGACAGAUAUUAGCUCAGAUUCCCAAAGUAGAAGGAUACAAGGCUUUGUUCAAAGGUCUGGGACCGAAUCUGGUUGGUGUCGUUCCUGCACGCGCAAUAAACUUCUGGGCAUACGGGAAUGGAAAGAGGGUGUACUCUCAGCUUCUGUUUGAUGGAAAGGAGACGGCAGGUGUACAUCUCMUGUCUGCAGCGACGGCAGGAAUCAUCACGGGCACAGCGACGAACCCCAUCUGGUUGGUGAAGACACGACUGCAAUUGGACAAGCAGCAUGCGAAAGAUGCGGCUUCUGGACAGCAGGGCAGAUUGUACAGGAACGCCUGGGAUUGCGUGGUGAAGACUGUGAGGCAUGAAGGGAUCCGAGGACUAUACCGAGGACUUUCAGCGUCUUAUCUGGGUGUCAGUGAAUCUACACUACAAUGGGUGCUUUACGAGCAAGCAAAAUCCUCACUAGCCAGAAGGCAAGAGAGACUGGCCAUUUCAGGUCGUCCGCCGACGACGUGGGACAAGACGGUGGAGUGGACCGGGAAAUUGACGGCUGCUGGAGGAGCAAAGUUUGUUGCUGCGCUCAUCACAUAUCCGCAUGAAGUUGUCCGGACGAGAUUACGGCAAGCACCUGUUGAUGCGAGUGGGAGAGUCAAAUAUACCGGGCUUUGGAGCUGCUUCACGACGGUGUUCAAAGAGGAGGGAAUGGCCGCGUUAUAUGGAGGUCUCGUACCACAUAUGCUACGCGUGGUACCGAGCGCGGCUAUAAUGUUUGGUGUAUAUGAGGGUGUCCUUUGGAGUUUGGGUGAGAGUGCUGGUGUGUAA